AUGACAAAUCGAGAUCAAGAUGGUGCAGCAGGUGAAUAUUAAUGAAAAUAUCAAUAGCAUGUUUAAGCAUCAAAGGUUUUUCUAGGACGAUCGAGCAUCCGCCAUUUACCGAUGGUUGGGGAAUAUUCCUUGGUGGAGACGUGAUUGGCACCCGUCAGUUAGCUUAAUAAAGGCUAUAGAUUUAUUAUCAGAAAUUUCAGCUUCUAUGAAAAGAUGAUCGUAAGUAAUCUAUUAUACUUUCUAAGAGAAUGACUUUAUUUUAACCCGAUCUUGCUUUUGUUUCAUGCUUAACAGGGCAAUCAACGUUGAGAACAGGGGCAUCGGGAGGCAACGAAGUUGUGAUCAUCUCUCCAAAACCAGGUACGUUGGAUUGGUUCAAAACUUAUUGGAUAGUUAGCAAUGAAACUUUAUUUAAUACCAAUUAAGGGAGCGUGAGCUGAGCAACUGCUCAAGGGAGCUCACGCAAAGACAGAGAAAAAUAUGCUGAGAAAUACACAGACAGAAAACGUUUUCGAAGGAAAUUUUCGCAUUUAAGUUCUGUAAUAAAAUUCCCCACAAGAGUCAUUCUUUAUCAUGUUUGAUUUGAUUUUAUCUGAGACAUUCUUGGCGGAAAAACUACUUUCAAAUUGGCACUGUUAACUUUGUUAUUCAUAAUGGGUCAUGAAAAUUUUACUCACAGGUUUAACUUUCAUAAGCAGCAAUCAUCCACAGUGAGAUUCAUUUUUAGCUUAAUUAAAAUCCUCCUCUUGAAAUUCUCUCCCAAAGGAAUUGUAUCCUUUAAAAAAAUUUCUGCAUUUUUCUGUCAAAUUUAUGAGGCUUCAGAGCUGGAACUUUUUAUUUCGGUACACAGUACUGUUGUAUGCAACAAAUUUCAACUUGACUUUGAUUUUUAUAACGCGAAUUUUGAUUCGUUGUAUGGGUUGUAAGAUGCAUGAUUUAAUUAGCUAUUACCAUUGUUCAGAGCAUAUAUUGAGAAACCGAAUCAGUCAAGAAGUAAAUAAACAACAUUUUCCUUAAUUUAAAGAGAAAUGUUUUAUAAAAGCAUCAGAGAACUCUUUCACAUUUUCAUCUUAACACUCAGGAGGUUGGGAGAAUUUUAGAUGCAAUGUUAGAAUUCCUCCCCCCCCCUUUUUUUGUGUUUAGAUGAGAGUAUGUAAACAAGGAAACAUUUCUAAAUUGUUUAUCAGCUGGACCCUAAAAUAUCAUUUGCAUAUUAUUUGAUUCCAAAUAAUUUUUUUUCGGAUUCCAGAUUAAAGCAGUGGUGAUGAGAAACUGGCCACCCCAAUGCCUUCAUCCACACUAAUAGGACAAUUACCUAUUGCAGCAGGUAGGUGUAUUUUCUAAACUACUUCUAUCUGUUGGAGCACUGACGUAUUCUUUAACACUACUUUUGUAGCUCAGAUGGACUUGUUUUUCUUUUUUUUUCCCCUUCAAUAAGGUGAAGAGAAAAGAGCCAAGGCAUUUGUUGAAAGCUCGUAUGGUAAAGAUGAAGGCGGCUCAUUAUAUUUUUUAGGAUUGAGUUUCAAACCGGAGUGGCAUGUAUUGCACAGUGAAGAGAUACAAAAAACUGAGCACACAUACAUUAAAAGAAUAUGAGAGUUGUGAUAACUUGAGACAUAUCACUAAGAACUGAAACUAGUCAGUUCGUGCUUUUUAUCUUGUAUGUGAUUAUUCACUGUAAGGUGUUCUCAACUUCCUAGAGUCAGUAGUUACCUGCUAUCCUGUAGCAAUGGAAGACCGCAAUUUGGCUGCACAGGCUGUGGAAGGUAAUGAUGCAGCCCAUUAUAUACAAAUUUUAAAGGUCACUUAUUGGCUAGUCGAUCCUAGUUCAAAUCGUAUUUUCAAGCAUUUUGACCAUGAAUAUCUUAAAUCGUGUAAUAUUAAAAAUGGGGAUUGAGUUAACAAGACGGGUACUGUUUUUUAGUAGGAACAGCGAAGGAGGAGGAGGAUCUCCUGAUUGGUGCACAGGCAAGCAAGUAAAAAUUAGAAAUGAGUCAUCUUAAUCUGGUCAUGCAAGGAACACAUGUACCUAAUUGAUUUUCCAAUAUCCUACUGUUAUAUUAGACCCAAGAUGUGGACCUGCCUACGACCUCCAGUUGUUUAGAAGGUUGAUGGUAGCAUAUGACCUGCCCCUUGUGCCACCAUUUAUGUGCACCAAUGCAUGA
Pocillopora meandrina is the source of this 2165-nucleotide messenger RNA. Lineage: Eukaryota; Metazoa; Cnidaria; Anthozoa; Scleractinia; Pocilloporidae. The record is from the annotation of a GenBank genome assembly.